Messenger RNA from Phaethon lepturus (White-tailed tropicbird), 969 nucleotides. RefSeq names its product histamine N-methyltransferase A-like. The coding region runs from base 1 to 969 and encodes 322 amino acids. The transcript is spliced from 8 exons. Lineage: Eukaryota; Metazoa; Chordata; Aves; Phaethontiformes; Phaethontidae. Gene Ontology annotation, molecular function: N-methyltransferase activity. The record is from RefSeq and is a predicted model, not a curated record.
AUGGACCCAGCCCUGGAGAUGAAGAGGAAUAGGUUCCCCAGCAUGAACUUUGAAGCAGAGAUUCUGACAGCUCCACACGAUAAUUCAGAGCUAUAUGUGAUCCCUUCCAUGAGAAGUCUCACGGCUGAGGAGUAUGUAGAGGCCUUUAAGUCAUUUUUGGAUCAUUCAACAGAGCACCAGUGCAUGGAUGAGUUCAACAAGGAAGAAAUGCCCAACAUCAUGGCUAGUCUCGGCAAUGGAAAGUCGACUAUAAACGUUCUGGGGGUUGGAAGUGGCACAGGUGAGCAGGAUUUGAAAAUGAUCAGGAUUCUGCAGGCUGCACACCCAGGGGUCCUUAUUGACAACGAAGUCAUAGAGCCCAACCCACAGCACGUGGCAGCUUACAAAGAGUUGGUCAAUCAAGCUCCAGACCUGCAGAAUGUCUCUUUUAUUUGGCACCAGCUCACUUCCUCAGAGUAUGAACAACAGGUGAAAGAGAAAGGCGCACAUAAGAAAUUUGACUUCAUCCAUAUGAUCCAGAUGCUGUACCGUGUGGAGGAUAUUCCCAAUACUAUCAAGUUUUUCCACAGCUGCCUUGACCAUCAUGGUAAACUCCUGAUCAUAAUUUUAUCAGACAGUAGCGGAUGGGCCAGCUUAUGGAAGAAGUACAGACACUGCUUGCCUUCCACCGACAGCGGCCACUACAUCACCUCCAACGGCAUCGCAGAUGUUUUGAAAAGACUGGGUGUUGUGUACCACAUUUAUGAGUUCCCGUCAGGCUGGGAUAUAACCGAGUGCUUUGCUGAGGGGGACCCGGUUGGGGGCCGCAUGAUGGAUUUCCUGACGGGGACAAAAAACUUCCUGGGCACAGCCCCCCCGGGGCUGCGGCAGCGGCUGCAGGAGGCUCUCUGCCAGCCCGAGUGCAGCAGCAAAAAGGACGGGAGGAUCAUCUUCAGCAACAACUUGAGUAUGAUUGUGGUUGAAUCCUAG